CAACAACAAGUUUAGUUUGGUUCUGAAAGUUGUGAAAAAAUCGUGAUAAAUAAGAAAAAGUGGGCGUAUUCACGAAAAUGUUGAUGGUGCAAGAAAUGUUGGACGAAAUGCUGUUGGAGGAUUGGAUGGAAGAAGCAGCUGCUGACGAGCUGAACGCAUUAAGACGACGUAUACGGAAUCGGCAGCUCGCACUUGAUCUUCCUGAUAAACGGUUUACUGAACUAUUUCGGAUUACUAAGUCCAUGUUCGAGGAAAUCAUGAAUCUCGUGGAAUCCGAUAUCCCUGAACCUUUCCGAAGGUCUUCUUAUCCGAAAGCUACACAAGUACUAGUGGUUUUGCGUUUUCUUGCCAUCGGAGACUAUCAAAGACCAGUAGGAGAAGACCUUUUGCUCGGAGUUUGCCAAAGUGGAGUCAGUAAUAUACUCGAGAAACUUCUACCUAUUCUUGAGAGGCGCCUUGGGUCUAAGUACAUUAAGUGGCCGACAACACGUGAGGAGCGACAAAUCUCUAAAGAAGGAUUUUAUGAAAAAUACGGAAUACCAUCAACAAUAGGUGUAAUAGAUGGCACACAGAUUGGCAUAACCUCUCCAACUCAGGAGCAUCUAUACCUAAAUAGAAAAGGAUUUCACAGUAUCAAUGCUUCACUAAUAUGUGAUCAUGAACAGAAAUUUAUUUAUGUUGAUGCCCGGCACCCUGGAGCGACCCAUGAUGCAGCUAUUUGGGCUUUAUCUGAAGAACGAAAAUUUCUUUUCAACAUCAAUCGUACUCAACACGAAAGAUGUUGGAUCCUAGGUGACUCAGGUUAUCCGCUCGAACCAUGGUUGAUUACACCGUAUAGGAAUGCAAGAACGGAUGAGCAAAUAAGAUUUAACAACAAUUUCUCAAAAAUAAGAACGAUCAUUGAAAAUUCAAUUGGCGUUUUGAAGAACCGCUGGAGGGUACUUUUGACUUCUGAAAGAACACUUAGAUACAAACCCAUAAAGAUGGCACGCAUAAUCAAUUGCUGUGUAGCUCUUCAUAAUUUUUGUAAACUAGAAAACAUUCCAGACGUCGAAGGUGAUUUCGUGAUUAGUUAUGACGAGGAAGAUGAUAUUUUUCAAGAAUAUGGUCAAUCGGCCCUCCGAGAAGAAGGAGAAUACAACAGGGAACUCCUAAAAAGAUACAUAAUGUAA
This is a messenger RNA of Phlebotomus papatasi, 1172 nucleotides long. RefSeq names its product putative nuclease HARBI1. The transcript is spliced from 4 exons. Bases 78 to 1172 code for a protein of 364 amino acids. NCBI's taxonomy places the organism in Eukaryota, Metazoa, Arthropoda, Insecta, Diptera, Psychodidae. The record is from RefSeq and is a predicted model, not a curated record.